GGUUGCUAGUGUAGAGUAUGUAGGCCGUGGAGACCUUCGUCGUUUGCCUUCGCCUAUAUAUAAUCACCUACACAAAGAUGGCGAGGAUGCAAACAGCACCAUUCGGUCGCUCCAGCUUUUGUGCACGUCCACUGUGUCCCUCCUCGCUACCCCCGCUUUUUGUGCGCGGUGGCAACGUGCGACAGCCGAGAGGCAGAAUGACGAAGCAAGUGGUGGUGGUGGACACAGCUCUGGUGGCGCCGAGCGAGGAGACGCCGCGGCAGCCGCUGUGGCUGUCCAACCUUGACCUGGCCGUGCCGAGGACGCACACGCCGCUGGUCUACUACUACCCGGCGCCGGGCACGGGCUCCUUCGCGCCGGACCGGCUGAGGGCCGCAUUGGGCGCCGCUCUGGUGCCAUUCUACCCACUUGCCGGGCGCCUCGGCGUUGGCCCGGACGGCCGGCUGCAGAUCGAGUGCAACAGCAAGGGCGCGCUCUUCGUCGUCGCCAACGCAGACCUCACCGGCGCGGACGUCUUCGACGACUACGAGCCGUCGUCGGAGAUCAGGAACACUUUUGUGCCGUUAGGGGAGUCCGGCGAGGCGAACAACAGCCCCAUAUCCAUGUUCCAGGUGACUUUUCUCAAGUGCGGCGGCGUGGUGCUAGGAACCGCCAUCCACCACGCGGCCAUGGACGGCGUGGGCGCGUUCCAGUUUAUGCAGACGUGGUCCGGGGUGGCACGCGGCCUGGACGUGGCGGAGGCGUGCGGGCCGCAGCCGUUCCACGACCGGACGCUCCUGCACGCGCGGCGCCCGCCGUGCCCGACAUCCGACCACUUCGUCUACUCCCCGGCGUUCCUCAGCGGCCGCCCCCGGCCCUACGUCACCCGCAUCUACUCCGUCUCGCCGAAGCUCCUCGCCGACGUCAAGUCGCGCUGCGCGCCAGGCGUGUCCACCUACUGCGCCGUCACCGCGCACCUCUGGCGCUGCGUGUGCGUCGCGCGCGGGCUAGCGCCGGGCGCGGACACCCGCCUCGGCCUGCCGGCCAACGUCCGCCACCGCCUGCGCCCCCCGCUCCCGCGCACCUUCUUCGGCAACGCCGUCGUGCGCGACCACGUCACCGCCCCCGUCAGCACCGUCCUCGGCGCCCCUCUCGGGUCCGUGGCGGAGACCAUCAAGAAGGCGGUGGACCGCGUGGACGACGCCUUCGCGCGGUCGGUGCUGGACUACCUGGAGCUGCAGAAUGCAGGCGGCAAGCAGCUGAGCGGCCAGGCUCAGGCCCAGGCGCCCAGGGAGCAGCUCGUACCGGCGACGGACCUGUGGGCGGUGAGCUGGCUGGGGAUGGCCAUGUACGACGCCGACUUCGGCUCAGGCGCGCCGCGGUUCGUCGCGCCGGCGCAGAUGUUCGGCAUCGGCACGGCGUAUAUGACGCCGCGCGGUCCGGACAGGGACGACGGCAUCGCCGUGCUCAUCUCUCUGGAGCCCGAGUACCUGUCGUGCUUUGAGAAGGUCUUCUUCUAUAACGAGUGAUGUCUCAGGUCUGGAGUUCAAGGAUGUGAACGUGUGAAUCUCCGUUCGAGUAGUAAGCUAUUUUUCCUUUCCCUUUUUUUUUGUACGUCUGAGCGGUCCCACCGAGUAUUCUAGGUAUUCCUUGAAAUACUUAUUGUUUUGGUCAAAUAAAUAAAUAUCUGCCUUGCGUUAUUGAA
Molecule: messenger RNA, 1684 nt
Organism: Zea mays
Lineage: Eukaryota; Viridiplantae; Streptophyta; Magnoliopsida; Poales; Poaceae
Exons: 2
Coding region: 198-1508 (436 amino acids)
Molecular function (GO): acyltransferase activity, transferring groups other than amino-acyl groups
Source: RefSeq, marked validated